Molecule: messenger RNA, 1032 nt
Organism: Cicer arietinum (chickpea)
Lineage: Eukaryota; Viridiplantae; Streptophyta; Magnoliopsida; Fabales; Fabaceae
Cellular component (GO): cytosol; mitochondrion
Molecular function (GO): peptidyl-tRNA hydrolase activity
Source: RefSeq, a predicted model, not a curated record
UACUGGCCAGAGUUAUGUUAUGACCAUAUUCCAUUUGGUCCGGUGAGCGUUGUUUGUCCUCUCCCGAACCCUAAAAUCCGAACACCGAUCGAUCGUUGAAAUGGAAGUGUCAUGGUUGAGUGCCAUUUUGGUCGGCGCUGGUUAUCUUGCUUUCGGUUACUUCAUCGGUUCUCGUUAUCCCCCUCGUUUCCUUAGAUUUUCAUUCUCUAAAUACAAAGAUUCAUCACUUCUCAAUGAUAAUAACAACAACAACAACAGUAGUAGUAAGCAGAAGAAGAGUACUAAGUCCAAACUUAAAGAACCACUCGAGGUUGAAAAGCUCGCUGACAUUCUCGAUGAUUUUAAGAUGAUACUUGUUGUUAGAAAUGAUCUUAAAAUGGGUAAAGGAAAGAUUGCUGCUCAAUGCAGUCAUGCAACAUUGGGUCUCUACAAAAAGGUUCUUUAUCGAGCUCCAAAGGCUUUGAAUAGGUGGGAGAUGUCUGCUCAGCCUAAGGUUGUUGUCAAAAUUGAAAGUGAAGAAGAUAUGCUGGCUUUGCAAGAAAGGGCUAAAUCUCUCAAGUUACCCACUCAUAUCACUAUUGAUGCUGGGAGAACACAGAUUGCACCAAAUUCCAGAACAGUGAUGGCAAUCCUUGGACCUGUUGAAGUGGUAGAUGAGGUAACAGGUGGACUGAAACUUCUAUAGUUUUCUUUUGUCCAGUGAAGUUGGUGGUCUAUUAUUUAUCAUGAAGUUGGGGUGUUCAUGAAAGAUAACACAUUGAACGUUAUCAACAUUUUACUUCAUUAGAGCCCUGGGAAGAUUUUGCAUGCUCUUUGCCCACACAAAAAGUGUAGUUAAUCUUUAGUUGACAGUAAUGAUGAUGAUGAAAACUUUUUGUUGGAGAUCCUCACCCAUAAAAAUUGGAAUCAUGAGACUAAUAGUAAAUAUAGAACGGUGUAAUUCAUUUUAUAUGAAGUGUUUUUUGUGUCUAAAAUUUAUUAUGUUCUUAGUGAUACCAUGAUUGGUUAAGGAAGGUAUAUGACUUUUUUUUU